Leopardus geoffroyi (Geoffroy's cat) is the source of this 1259-nucleotide messenger RNA. RefSeq names its product lactate dehydrogenase A like 6B (gene LDHAL6B). Gene Ontology annotation, molecular function: L-lactate dehydrogenase (NAD+) activity. Gene Ontology annotation, cellular component: cytoplasm. Bases 1 to 1146 code for a protein of 381 amino acids. The transcript has a single exon. Lineage: Eukaryota; Metazoa; Chordata; Mammalia; Carnivora; Felidae. Gene Ontology annotation, biological process: carboxylic acid metabolic process. The record is from RefSeq and is a predicted model, not a curated record.
AUGAACUGGUCUGUGGGAGUCCUGCGGGCCGGCAGGAGAGUGAAGGCUGCGAGAGUGAAUUUCCUGUGCCCGAGGGGGGCGCUGUGUCCCCGCCAGCCGGCAGGCAUCCCCCUUCCGGUCGCCUGGCCCGUCACCCUCGUGUCCAGGAUGGCGACCAUCAAGUGUGAGCUUAUCAAGAAUCUCACCUCCGAGGAGGCCGUUCAUCACAACAAAGUCUCCAUUAUAGGAACCGGAUCAGUUGGCAUGGCCUGUGCUAUCAGCAUCCUGUUAAAGGGCUUGACCGAUGAACUUGCCCUUGUGGAUGUUGAUGAAGACAAACUGAAGGGUGAGACCAUGGAUCUGCAACAUGGCAGUCCGUUCGUGAAAAUGCCGACUAUUGCCUCCAGCAAAGAUUACCUUGUCACUGCAAACUCCAACCUUGUGGUCAUCACAGCAGGUGCACGCCAGGAAAAGGGAGAAACACGGCUUAAUUUAGUCCAGCGCAACGUGGCCAUCUUUAAGUUGAUGAUUUCCAAUAUUAUCCAGUAUAGCCCUCGCUGCAAACUGAUUGUUGUUUCCAAUCCAGUAGAUAUAUUAACUUACGUGGCCUGGAAAUUGAGUGGAUUUCCCCAAAACCGUGUUAUUGGAAGUGGUUGUAAUCUGGACACUGCCCGUUUCCGUUUCUUGAUUGGGCAAAAGCUUGGUAUUCACUCUGAAAGCUGUCAUGGGUGGAUCCUUGGAGAGCAUGGAGAUUCGAGUGUCCCUGUGUGGAGUGGAGUGAACAUCGCUGGUGUCCCUCUGAAGGAUUUGAGUUCAGAUAUAGGAACUGAUAAAGAUCCCGAGAAGUGGAAAAAUGUCCACAAAGAUGUCAUUGCCAGUGCCUAUGAGAUUAUUAAAAUGAAAGGUUAUACUAAUUGGGCCAUUGGCUUAUCUGUAGCUGAUUUAACGGAAAGCAUUUUGAGGAAUCUUAGAAGAGUGCAUCCAGUUUCCACCAUAAUUAAGGGUCUGUAUGGGAUAAACAAAGAAGUAUUCCUCAGUGUUCCAUGUGUCUUGGGAGAGAGUGGUAUUGCAGACCUUGUAAAGGUGACGCUGACCCCUGAAGAACAGGCCCGUCUGAAGAAGAGUGCAGAAACACUGUGGGAAAUUCAGAAGGAGCUUGAGCUUUAAAGUUGUUUGAAACUAUCUUUCAGAAGUUAUUGAAGAGAUAGUAGGUGUGGAGUUGUAUAUGUCAAAUUUUUUAAUGAACUUGAAAUUGCUAGAAGUUGGAAAUAGGAAAGGAA